GCGGGGUCAAGACAAAGCCACGCCCCCCGCCCUCAUUCCGGGUGCCACCAGACCCCCCAGUCGGGAGUCGGAUCCGAGCGCGGCGCAGCUCGGACUCCCUGGGCCCCUCGGUCCAACCGGCGAUGGCGUCACCGCUGCCGCUGUUCUGUCUCUGCGUCGCUGCCGCCUCGCACCUGGCGGGGGCCCGAGAUGCUCAGGAGCCCACCGCAGCUGCCUGGGGCCUGCAGGGACGCACGCUGCACCCAGGCCAGCCCUCGCCGGCCCUGGAGGACUGGGAAGAGCCCAGCGAGUGGACGUCCUGGUUCAACGUGGACCACCCAGGCGGAGACGGAGACUUCGAGAGCCUGGCCGCCAUCCGCUUCUACUACGGGCCCGCGCGCGUGUGCUCGCGGCCGCUGGCGUUGGAGGCGCGCACCACGGACUGGGCGCUGCCGUCGGCGGUGGGCGAGCGUGUGCACUUGAACCCCACACGCGGCUUCUGGUGCCUCAACCGAGAGCAGCCGCGCGGCCGCCGCUGUUCCAAUUACCACGUGCGCUUCCGCUGCCCCCUCGUGGUCACGUGGAACGCUUCGGAGGCAUUGGGUCCCUGCUCCGGGAGCUGUGGACCAGGCGGUCGCCGCGGCUGCCCAGGCCGGGGUAGGGGCGCGUGUCCAGGGCUCCGCCAGGAGGCGCAGAAGUGCGGGAGGCCUCUGUGCCCAGGAUGCAGUCCUGACACCUGUGGGUGCCCUGACCACAUCCUCCUGGGGUCCGUGGUCACCUCAUCGGGGCGCCCGCUGUCAGGAGCCAGGGUCUCCCUGCAGACUCAGCCUGGCACCAUUGCCACCAGCGAUGCCCAUGGAGCCUUCCGGGUGCCUGGCAUCUGUGCCGGAAGCCGGGCUAAUGUGAGUGCCCAGAUGGAUGGCUUCUCUCCGGGGCUGGCCCAGGCUCGCGACAAUGGCUCUAGUUCUUUGGUGGCCACCAUUGUUCUGGAUAAGCUAAAGAAGCCCUACCUGGUGAAGCACCCAGAGUCGCGUGUGCGAGAGGCCGGACACAACGUGACCUUCUGCUGCAGGGCUGCAGGGACACCCGUGCCCAAGAAAUACUCGUGGUUCCACAAUGGGACGCUGCUGGACCGGCAGCAGCAUGGGUCUGGCACCCACCUGGAGCUGCAUGGGCUGCGUGCGGAACAGGCGGGCCUCUACCACUGCAAGGCAUGGAGCAAGGCGGGCACUGUGCGCUCUGGCCCUGCCCGGCUCACUGUGCUGGCCCCUGGCCAGCCAACGUGUGACCCCCAGCCCCAAGAGCACCUCAUCAAACUGCCCGAAGGCUGCGGCAGGCAGGGCAGCAGCGGCCCUGCCUACCUAGACGUGGGUCUCUGCCCAGACACCCGCUGCCCAGGCCCCACAGGCUCCGUCACCAGCUGUGGGGAAGUAGGCUCGAGCUGCUGUGCCGUGCGCCGCCUGGAGAGCCGGGAGAUCCGCUGUGCUGGCUACGUCCUGCCAGUGAAGGUGGUGGCCGAGUGUGGGUGCCAGAAGUGCCUGCCCCCACGGGGGCUUGUCCGGGGCCGCCUGGUGGCUGCGGACUCCCAGGAGCCCUUGAGCUUUGCCAGGAUCCUCCUGGGCCCAGAGUCCAUUGGCUUUACCUCCUACCAGGGCGACUUCACCAUCGAGGUGCCGCCCUCCACAGAGCGGCUGGUGGUGACAUUUGUGGACCCCCGCGGCGAGUUUGUGGAUACCGUCCGAGUGCUGCCUUUUGACCCCCAAGGCACGGGCGUGUACCACGAGGUCAGGGCCAUGCGGAAGAAGCCGGCUGCCCUGCUGAACACCAGGCAGAGCAACAGGAUCCCGCUUGGGGACCUCGAGGGAGAGGCGCCCAUCGGGGAGCUGGUGCUGCCGCCUGGAUCCAUCCGGGCUCCUGACGGCAGCCCCUACACAGGGAGCGUGGAAGCCCAGGUGACCUUCGUGGACCCCAGAGACCUGGCCUCCGCGGUGGCGGCCCCCAGUGACCUGCGCUUUGUGGACCGUGACGGUGACCUGGCCCCGCUGCGCACCUAUGGGAUGUUCUCCGUGGACCUGCACGCACCGGGCUCCACAGAGCAGCUGCACGCUGGGCCCGUGGUCGUGCGGGUGGCCGCUGACCAGAUCCGCAUGGCUGGCCACGCCAAGGCCCUCCGGCUGUGGUCCCUGGAGCCCGAGACUGGCCUGUGGGAGGAGGAGAGCAGCUUCAGGCGCCAGAGCUCCACGGGCCCCCGCGUGCGCCGCGAAGAGCGUGUGUUUCUGGCGGGCAACCUGGAGAUCCGUGAGCGGCGGCUGUUCAACCUGGACGUGCCUGAGCGCCGCCGCUGCUUUGUGAAGGUCCGUGCCUUUGCCAAUGACAAGUUCGUGGCCAGUGAGCAGGUGGAGGGUGUGGUGGUGACGCUCGUGAACCUGGAGCCCGCGCCCGGCUUCUCUGCCAACCCACGCGCCUGGGGCCGCUUUGACAGCGCGGUCACCGGGCCCAAUGGCGCCUGCCUCCCCGCCUUCUGCGAUGAGGACCGGCCUGACGCCUACACAGCGCUGGUCACCGCCACCCUGGGUGGUGAGGAGCUGGAGCCCGCACCCUCAGGACCCCGGCUGCUCCCGGCCACUGUGGGUGUCACGCAGCCCUACCUGGACCGGCUGGGCUACCAGCGCACCGACCACGACGACCUGGCCUUCAAACGCACAGGCUUCCGCAUCAACCUGGCCAAGCCCAGGCCUGGGGACCCCAACGAGGCCAAUGGCCCUGUGUACCCAUGGCGCAGCCUGCGAGACUGCCAGGACGCCCCGGUCACUGCCAGCCAUUUCCGCUUCUCACGCGUGGAGUCGGACAAGUAUGAGUACAACGUGGUCCCCUUCCGGGAGGGCUCGCCCGCCUCCUGGACCGGCGACCUCCUGUCCUGGUGGCCCAACCCACAGGAGUUCCGCGCCUGCUACCUCAAGGUGAAGGUCCAGGGCCCCCAGGAGGUGGUGGUACGAUCACAUAACGUGGGCGGCAGCCACCCCCGCACCCAGGGACAGCUCUACGGCCUUCGGGACGCCCGCAGUGUGCGCGACCCCCAGCGGCCCAGCACCUCGGCCGCCUGCGUGGAGUUCAAGUGUGGCGGGAUGCUAUUCGACCAGCGGCAGGUGGACAGGACGCUGGUGACCAUCGCCCCCCAGGGCAGCUGCCGGCGCGUGGCUGUCAACGGGCUCCUGCAGGACUACCUGGCCCGGCACCCCCCGCCCGCACCCACCGACGACCCGGCUGCCUUCGCCAUGCUGGCACCCCUGGACCCCCUGGGUCACAACUAUGGUGUCUACACGGUCACGGACCAGAGCCCGAGGCUGGCCAAGGAGAUUGCCAUCGGCCGCUGCUUCGAUGGCUCCUCCGAUGGCUUCUCCAGGGAGAUGAAGGCCGACGCAGGCACAGCUGUCACCUUCCAGUGCCGCGAGCCACCGGCCAGGCCCAGUCUGUUCCAGAGGCUGCUGGAGUCCCCGGCAGCAGUGCUGGGGGAUAUCCGCAGGGAGAUGGGCCGGGCUCGGCCCCUGGGUGUCCCCCGCCGGCGCCGGGGCCAGUGACCCGGGAGCUGCGAGCUCACGGCCCAGCUCCAUCCCUGGAAGUCUCAGGCCUUCCUCCCCAGACAUCCCCUCCCCAGGUCCCCAGGGCUCCAGCUCAGAUCUGAGAGUCAGGACAAAAGCUAGGCCCAUGGCGGGCCAGGAAUGGCGUAGGCUUGGAGGUGGGGAGCAGGGGACAGCUGUCCAGGGCCUGGGCACUGGUGCCUGCUCACCGCUGAGGCAGCCCUCUGUCGCUGCGUGUCCACCUGGAUUCCAGAUCCCUGCCCCGAGCUUUGUUCUGGGGUUAUUUAUUGAAAUAAAGCUGGGGGCUGGUUGUGGUGCGCGUGGGGUCCGGGCUGGGCCCAGUGACAGAGGAGGAGGCUUCUUGGGAUCCCCAUGCGGGAACGGCCUGGGGCUGAGAGGACCACGCUCCUGUGUUUGGUGCUUGGAGAUGCUGGGGUGUCAGGGCUGGGCUGGGCUGGGGGCUCGAUUAAAGAUGCUUUGUGUCUGCCCUGCAGUGUCAGCACUGAGG
This is a messenger RNA of Heterocephalus glaber (naked mole-rat), 4065 nucleotides long. RefSeq names its product cartilage intermediate layer protein 2 (gene Cilp2). The record is from RefSeq and is a predicted model, not a curated record. Lineage: Eukaryota; Metazoa; Chordata; Mammalia; Rodentia; Bathyergidae.